AUGAUGAUCAACAUAAACUCUUUUCUCCAAUAAAAAUAUAGUUAGCAUAAUAAUCCAACUCAAAAGCAAAUCCAAGCAAGUAAAAUAAGUUAGGUUGAAUAGAAUGCUUAAAAACCUUAAGAGUUUUUCAGUGAGAGUAUUAUGGCAGAGGAAAAAAAGACAAUAUGCUUUGUAAUCAGUGAUGAAGAAAUCUUUUUUAACAAAUAAACUCUCAUCAACUAUUCUUAGUAUAUCUAGACACUUGUAAAAGACCUAGAUCCUUCCAAAAAUGUGAGGAUACUAUUGCCCAAGUGGAUGACUAAGAUGGCUUUUGUAAAGUUUUUAUAAUUCAUUCAGGACCAUGAAAUAAAAGCACAAGAAUCAAACAAUAUGAAACAAGCAAGAUUUAUUGUUAAAGGAUCCUAGUAAAGCAUUGAUAAAAAAUUGGAGGGCUCAAUAGUACAUAAUUUGUUGUAAAUAGCAGAUUUCUUUCAAUGCAAAGCUGCAAUCGACUUCUGCAUUUAAAACCUAGAAAUUACUCCGGAAAAUGCACAGAUCAAUAUCAAAGAGGCUUUGAAGAAAAUCUAGAACUGCCAAAAAUAAAAUAAUAGCAACUGCAAGGACUGCUGGUUCACAUUGAUUUAACGGUCAAUAAACGGGUGUGCAGUGAAUAUUAGCAACUUGAAUGGACUUUAAGAACUAACAGAACUAAAGAAUAGCUAUGUGACCAAAGAAGUUCUUGAACGUUAUUUUAAGCAUCAAAUCAUAAAUGGAAUCAAGUCAUCAUCUGUUUUUGAAAAAGCUGUAGAAAUCCUCAAAGACAUCAAAGGAUCAUCAUAGGCUGCUGCUGUAACUGAUUUCAUCUAGUUUACCGUUAGUGAAGGGGAGAUCAGAAAGCAAUAGGCUUAGCAAAAGAAAAAAUCCUAUAUAGAUUGGAAUGUGCAAUUAAAGCCCAAUCAAAAUAUUUAUAACUCAGAUCCUGUUCGAAUUGAUGAGCUUGAUUGGAAAUUCACAGUUCAGGUUGAUCAUGCUAAUAAAGAAUUUUAAAUAUUUGUGGGUUUGCUAAGUGACAAUGAUAGCUCAGCAAGUAUAUUAAACAAAUAAAUAAGUUUAUCUCCUCAGAACCAAAAGUCAUAUGAAAAAUAUGUAAAGAGAAAUUCUUAAUCACAGAUGCUUAGUUACAACAAUAGCCAAAAGAGCAUUUCUCAAUAAAGACCACAAACAUCAACUUAGAAAAAGCAUAGCAAUUAGAAUCAAAGUCAGUCAUACAUGCAUUCAAUAAACAGACUAGCCAAUAAACAAAGACAACCCAAUCAAAAUAAAGGCUAGAAAAAUGAAAAUGCCAAUCUGAGCAUGUCUAAUCAAUCAUCGCACCAAAAUAUACCAACCAUGAAUAAUUCGUAUCGGUAGACAUCAGAUUCAAAAGUUAACUCCAGCAAUUCAUCAAAUUAGAAUCUAAGAGAAGCCAAAACUGAACUUAUAAAUAGUCAAAGUCUCUCAACCUCAAACUCAAGAUUGUAGAUAAGUUAAUGCAGCUAGAUUAGACAUUCAGGUUUUCCAAUCACAGUUUUGGCUGAAGUAUAGCUUUAAUAGAACUUUAAACAAUCAGAGCAACUGUAAAUGUAAUACUUUACAUUGAAUCCAUUAAGCUCAUAAUUGCUAACAAAGAUAAAGUUUCCAGAGAAUUUUGCUACCACAGGCUAGCAAACAUUGAAAAUCAUUUUCCGAGUAGAUUUUGUAAUGACAGCAUUUUAGUAUUACUCUGCAUCUAAUUUAAGAAGGCUCUAUUAGUUACCUUCAAUAGCUAAAUUGUGCUAUUAAUAAUUCAGAACUUUAAUUAAGAGUGAUUGCUGUCAGGUUGACUCUGAGGAUCAUAUUUUACACAUGAUCCUUUUUUGGUAAAGAGAAAACCCUUCAUAUCAGCUAAAUGAUCUUUUGGAGCUUUUAAAUUGGUCAUUGCUAUCAGAAGAACAUCUAUCAUAUCUGUAUCAAAACUAUCAAAUUAUCGAUAGGGCUUUAUUAAGAUUCGUAAAGGAUGAAUUGAUCCAAAGGAAUCUGAUAACCAAUACCUUUGAAGCUAUUCUCUAGGAAAAGGUUUAAGAGAUUUCAACGUUGAAGAAUGAACUAGAGAAAUACAAAAUGGGGGAAAAAAUAGCAGCGUCUAUACUAGAAUCACCAUUUAGUUAUAGCAGUAACACCUAAGAAAUAAGAAGAAGGAAGAGAUAGGGAUCUUACUUGAAUAUGACUGCAAACUUUGAUUAACAGCCUGCUCAAGACAUUUUAGAUCACCAGUCAUAUACAUCUCAUAACUCAAAUGGAACAUUUUAGCCAGGGACAUUUAGUGAUACUAGGUCUGCUAUAGCCGAUGGAUAUAGAUACUCUAUUCCAAAAAGCGAUAUACAUCUAGACAAUUUUGAUAGGAAUAGUUUCUAUGUAAGUGAAAAGGCAAUCGAAAGCUACAAUAGUACUCCUAAUAACUUUGAUGUUAGAGUUGACAAUUUUAAUUAAUAAAAUAAAUCAUCAAGACCAGUAAGUGAGCAAGCAAGACCAGAAUAAGACUCUUCUGUAAAGAGAACUUUAGCUAUUAAUCUCAAUUAAUUAGCUUAACAGAUAGAUUAAUAAGAUAAUAAAUCUGCUUUAGAUCAAUCACAUGUUAUCACCCAGAAUAGACAUAAACAUAUUAACCUAGACAACUUAAUCGGAUAAUCAUAAAAAAUGAUAGUAGAGCAAAGAAGUCUAUCCUAGCACACUCAAAAAAAUAUCACGCCUUAGAAAGCUGCCCAAAAAUUGAAAGAAGUCCUAGAAAAAACUAACAUUGAUAAAAUAAAUACAAAUAUUAUGGCAACAGCUGCAACCUCUAAAUUAAACUCGAGAUGUGCAUCUGACACCUAAGCUAAAACUACUAUUCAUACCAAAACCACAAGUCACAUGUCAUCAACUGCAAUCAUCUAGCAUGCUGAUACUAAUGAAAAAUAUUAGACUAUUCCUGCAAAUAAUAAUAAUAAUAACCUUGAAAAGCUUGGACAAUCUGAUAUCUCAAUAAAGCAUUCUUUCUUUGCUAAAUUAGAUAACCAAAGCAAACAAAAAUUGCCAUAAGACAACAACAAUUAGAAAGGCUAAAACUUAGACCUUCAACAUAUAAAUGUGAGUUUCAAUUAAAACUGCACUCCUUAGGCAGCAGUAAAUAACCCAAAUAGUUUAAUCAAUCACACGUUUCUUGAGAGGUUUAGAUUGUAACCUAAUAAUCCUUCCAUUAAGACUAAUGGAAGUAGUUAAAUUCCUUCUCUUGGCAAUUAGACAAACAAUAGCUAUUAGUAAUAGCAGCAAUAAUAGAGCUUGUAAAAUACGAGUGUACCGCAGAAAAGGUAACCCAGAUUUAUAAUUAAAAAAUAGUCUAACUGA
Messenger RNA from Stylonychia lemnae, 3381 nucleotides. Lineage: Eukaryota; Ciliophora; Spirotrichea; Sporadotrichida; Oxytrichidae. The record is from the annotation of a GenBank genome assembly.